GCGAGCCGCACCAGUAAGGUUAGUAUUCACUGUUGGUUUGUCUCAAAAGCCUGCAGCAAGAAACACCAGCAGGACAGCAGUAAUAAAUAAUCAACAUUUGCAUCCUGGAACAUAAAGUAUCUUGCAAAGUUAUUUAUCUAUGUACUGAGUUGAGUGAAAGUGAUAAUUAUAUAAAAACACUGAGGUGAGAGAGAUACAGAUAUGACCUCAAAGGAGGAGCCAAACUAUCAGACACCACCCACCUGCGAUCUGCUCAGCCUUCUGUUGAAGAACAGACGCCCCACUGGAGCUGUCAACGAGGUUUGGCCCAACCUCUACAUCGGAGAUGCGGCUGCAGCUCGGGAUAAAACCCUGUUAGCGAAACUGGAAAUAACACACGUGGUGAAUGCUGCAGAUGGCCCCCAGCACAUUGACACCGGGCCAGGUUUCUACGCCGACGCCAGCAUACUGUAUCACGGAGUAGAAGCACCAGACUGUAAAGAUUUUGACUUGAGCCCUUUCUUCAGUGAGACGGCUGAUUUUAUUCAUGGUGCUCGGAGCCAAAAAGGGAAGGUGCUCGUCCACUGCGCUCGGGGAAUCAGCCGCUCGGCAGCUCUUACACUGGCCUUCCUCAUGAUCAAAGAAAGGCUCACACUGGUGGAGGCUGUGGAGGUUGUGUGCCGGCACAGAAACAUCCUCCCAAAUGUUGGAUUUCUGAACCAGCUCCGUGAGCUGGACUCAUCCCUAUUCACGUAGUAGAGCACAUAAUGCCAAAAAGGGGACAGUUUCAUAGUUGACAUUAUCUGUGCAGAUGAAAUCGUCCUGGUGGCUCCAUUUGGGUGGCUUCGGGCACUCGCAUCUUAAGUGAAUUAAAGCACCAUGUAAUCCAACUUGGCUUGAUGGGAUUUUGCUUAGCUUAGUCAAGCGAUACAUCAGCGUUCAUAAUAGCACGCUUAAACACACAACAUGCAGAGCACAAAGUAGAACUGACAGACAAAUGUUUUGUCAGGUGAGCGAUCAACACAGACAGUCUGCCUGUCAGAAAGGGUUUGUCAACACUAAAAUAAAGUCCGCUGAAAGUUAAAAAGACUUCAAUCCUGUCAUGUUCAGUUCAUUUUUGACACAAACAGAACCUCAUUGUAUUUGAGACUAUUUCAAGCCUUAUUUU
Messenger RNA from Neolamprologus brichardi, 1147 nucleotides. RefSeq names its product dual specificity phosphatase 29-like. Gene Ontology annotation, cellular component: cytoplasm. Gene Ontology annotation, molecular function: MAP kinase phosphatase activity; protein tyrosine/serine/threonine phosphatase activity. Gene Ontology annotation, biological process: protein dephosphorylation; negative regulation of MAPK cascade. The record is from RefSeq and is a predicted model, not a curated record. NCBI's taxonomy places the organism in Eukaryota, Metazoa, Chordata, Actinopteri, Cichliformes, Cichlidae.